AUGACCACCUUCCUGUCUCUCAACGAGGACGUGGUGUUUGAGAUCUGCACCUACCUCACAUCCAUGGAUGCCUUCCACCUCGCCCUCACCUCCUCACGUGUCUACCCCUUUGCUCUUCCCCGCGCCCUCGCUCACUGCACCGUACCCAGGGAAAAGACAAAGCGGCGCGUACGACGCUUCCGAAAAUUCAUGUCCACCCCAGAACCGCGGCUAUCUCGACGCCUUCCCAUUGAAUAUGUCCGAUCUCUCGACCUUCGCUAUAUCCGCCCCGACAUCGACGGCAUCCAAAGCUUGAACUAUGUCCUGGGCUGCGCACAAGGUCUUCAAUCCCUCUCCCUGUCUCACGCACAUGCCAAUCUCGGCAACGAGCGAUUGGAGCGUCCUCUUUCCAUCCUUCAAAGGCUCACCACACUCGUGCUCGAGGGGUGCGGUGAAAUCACUGUCCUGUUGGUCGCUCUCGAUUUCCCACACGCCCCUCUGGAGAAUCUGUCCUUACACUACACCCACGAGCUCGCCGACCCAGAUCUGCAGUCGUUCGAGCCGGCAUGGUUCAUCCGCCAACUCUUGCGCUUCCCCAGCCUGCGCAAACUGAGGCUAUACAAUGCCAACAGCAAGACCCUCGGUUCACAGCCCGCGUCUUUCUUCGACACCCUCUCCGCACCUGGCUUCCCCAUCCUUCCCUCUAUUCGCCACCUCGACCUGCAUGUGGAAGAUCACAUCCUGGAGGCCCUCCUCGCCGCGUGCCGGGGUCUUGAGCAUCUCUCCUUCCACCUCACCCAUUUCUUCACCAGAUUUGGCUUCAUGUCCGACGCCGGCCCUGCCUGGCCCAGCCCACUUCGGUCGCUCACCUGGAACACCGACUUCGGCUAUGGUUUCGAAGUUCCCCUGGACGCUGCGCCCCGUCUCCCGCGCGCGCGGCACUUCAUCCUUCUCAACGCGCUCCGCGUCCAGUCCCGCACAUACACGGUGGGCGACGACGGGCGCGGAACGCACGAAGCGCUCUUCGUGCUUGGGCAUGUGCAGCCAACAGCGCUCACCGUCACGGUCUGUCUCGCCAGCGCGGCCACCGACGGCGCUGCGGCGGAAGCGCAAGAGGACGAGCCCACAUUUUUCUGGUCGACGCUCGCGGGCGAGGCUCCCCGCCUCCGCUGGCUGGAGCUCACGCUCGACGUCCGCAACGCCGGACAAGAUCUCGUCCCCUGCCUCCUCGCCGCCGUCAUCGCGCUGCCGAAGCUCGUCUACCUCGGCCUGGACGUGCCCCCAUCACCUGCGAUUUCGUAUGCGGACGACCGCCCGUUCGCCGGGCAGCCAGAGAUUCGCAAGAAGCUCACGUUCGAGCGGAGCGUCGAGGCGCUCCGUGCGCACACACUCGCGCACGUCGUGCACAUGGCGGCGGUGUUCCUCCCUGGACUGCGGCUGCUGAAGCUUGCGCACUGUCGCCCGCGGAUCUGGCCGGAGACUGCAGUGCCCGAGGCGGAGACGACAGACGACGACGGGAUGGAAGAGAAGUCAGACCGGAUGAUCAGCGCUCUCUGGGGGAUAGCGGAGGGCGCGAGACGGGACGCGCAGUGGUUGCGGGCUGAUGGAGACGAGAAGCGGAGGUUCUUCCCGAAGACGAGCAUCCGGAAGUAA
Messenger RNA from Epithele typhae, 1632 nucleotides. RefSeq lists its product as uncharacterized. The record is from RefSeq and is a predicted model, not a curated record. Bases 1 to 1632 code for a protein of 543 amino acids. NCBI's taxonomy places the organism in Eukaryota, Fungi, Basidiomycota, Agaricomycetes, Polyporales, Epitheliaceae. The transcript has 3 exons.